AUGAGUAGCAUAGCCAGAUUGAUGACUACUAAAAUAAUUGCUAGUGCUACUGUAAGAGCCGUUAAGAAAAGGGUCCUCCCUUCACGAGCAGCUCUUGUACUGACACCAACUGCAGUACAAAAAGUCAAAGAAAUAAUGUCUAAAGAAGAAGCUAAAGGAUUUAUUGGACUAAAGGUUGGAGUCAGACAAAGGGGAUGUAAUGGAUUAUCCUAUACAUUAGAUUAUGCAACAUCAAAAGACAAGUUAGAUGAAGAAGUGAAACAAGAUGGAGUUACAAUUAUAAUAGACAAAAAGGCGCAACUAACUUUAUUAGGAACUGAAAUGGAUUAUGUAGAAGAUAAACUUUCGGCUGAAUUUGUUUUUAACAAUCCUAACAUAAAAGGUACUUGUGGCUGUGGAGAAUCCUUUAGUAUA
Iphiclides podalirius (scarce swallowtail) is the source of this 414-nucleotide messenger RNA. NCBI's taxonomy places the organism in Eukaryota, Metazoa, Arthropoda, Insecta, Lepidoptera, Papilionidae. The record is from the annotation of a GenBank genome assembly.